ACACAGUGAUGCCCGCUCGGCCGGGAGACCGUCCACGCUAACCGGGGACUGCACGAGCCGGCAUGCAUCUGGUUAAGCACGUGGCGCAGCGGCGCCCGCUGCUCCCCCGGCGGGCCGCCUCCUCUCUCGGGCGGCAGGCCCCGCGUGAGGCGCCGGGCUCCCCGCCGCGGCCCGUCGGGACCAAGCGAUUUGGCACGGUGGAAGCUUCCGCGAAGACCGGGGCGCCGGCCCGGGCGCGAGAGAAGUCCCUGACGGUGGCCACCCUGAACCCGCAGGUGAAGGCGGUGGAGUACGCGGUGCGCGGACCCAUCGUCCUCAAGGCGGGAGACAUCGAGAGGCGGCUGCUGCAGGGAGAGAAACUGUCUUUCACUGACGUCAUCAAGGCCAACAUUGGUGAUGCCCAUGCUAUGGGCCAGCAGCCAAUCACUUUCCUCCGUCAGGUGGUGGCUCUGUGUUGUUUCCCAGAACUGCUGAGCAGUCCGGCGUUCCCCGAUGACGCCAAGCAACGAGCCCAGCGCAUUCUGCAGGACUGUGGUGGACAAAGCAUAGGCUCGUACAGUGCCAGCCAGGGGCUGCAGUGUAUCCGUCGUGAUGUUGCUGAUUACAUCACGCACAGAGACCAGGGUGUCCCUUCUGAUUGGAACAACGUUUACCUCACCACAGGGGCCAGCGAUGGCAUCAUGAGCAUCCUGAAGCUGGUCGUAUCGGGUCGGGGCCCCUCCAGGACGGGCGUGAUGAUCCCUAUCCCGCAGUACCCGCUCUACUCGGCCGCCAUAUCGGAGUUAGAUGCAGUCCACAUCAACUACUACCUGGAUGAGGACAACUGCUGGGCGUUGGACAUUGAGGAACUGCAGCGAGCUUACCUGGAUGCCAAACUGCAUUGCCAGCCUCGUGUCCUCUGUAUCAUCAACCCUGGGAACCCCACUGGUCAAGUGCAGACUAAGAAGUGCAUAGAGGAGGUGCUCCACUUCGCCUAUGAGGAGAAUCUGUUAGUCAUGGCGGAUGAGGUUUACCAGGACAACGUGUACCUGCCAGACUGCCAGUUCCACUCCUUUAAGAAGGUCCUCUAUGAGAUGGGCCCGGAGUACUUUAACGGUGUGGAGCUGGUGUCUUUCCACUCCACCUCCAAGGGCUUCACCGGAGAGUGUGGUUUCCGUGGGGGCUACAUGGAGGUGUUGAACAUGGAUCCACAGGUGGAGGCCCAGCUGGUCAAACUACUGUCUGUCCGCCUGUGCCCCCCUGUCCCCGGACAGGCAGCGAUGGACGUCAUUGUUAACCCCCCUAAAGAGCAUGAGCCCUCGUAUGCUCAGUUUACCAAGGAGAAGAGCUCCGUCCUCGACGUCCUGGCUCACAAGGCAAAGCUCACAGAGCAAUUCCUGAACUCCGUGCCCGGGAUCAAGUGCAACCCGGUCCAAGGAGCCAUGUAUGCCUUCCCUCAGAUCUUCAUCCCACCACGAGCGAUUCAGGAGGCUCAGUCCCUGUCGAUGGCCCCCGACAUGCUGUACUGUCUCAGGCUGCUGGAGGAAACGGGCAUCUGUGUGGUCCCAGGGUCUGGAUUCGGCCAGAGAGAGGGCACCUUCCACUUCAGAAUGACCAUCCUGCCGAGCCCAGAAAAGCUACAAGUUCUCUUGGGGCAGCUGAAGGGAUUCCACCUGAGGUUCCUAGAAGAGUAUUCCCAAGAGGAGCCUGACAGCUCCAGAGCGUCGGAGCAGCCGGACUGAUGCUGCUCACAGAGCUCAUUGUGUCAUGUUCGGGUUUUGUUAAAUUAAGUUGACUGUUUCUUCAGAAGUUGUGUUACAGAAAUAUCGUGCCUUCUGCUGAUUGUUUUUGUACCUGUCGAGACAAUUGUCCCCCAAUGGGAGCACACACAGUAAGGUGUGCUCCCAUUGGCCGGUGCUCUGUGGCGUACACAGACACCUCCUCUCCAUCAUCAUCAUCAUCAUCCGGCUGCUCCUCUUGACCACAACAUGGUUGUCUGGAAGAACAGCUACAAUGUUUUUCAAAUGGAUGUUCUGUUUGAUUGGCUAUUGCCUUAUAUAAAAUAAAAGGUUGGUUAACAUGCAUCACUAUA
Gasterosteus aculeatus aculeatus (three-spined stickleback) is the source of this 2071-nucleotide messenger RNA. It is a transcript of the gene gpt2, whose product is annotated as glutamic pyruvate transaminase (alanine aminotransferase) 2. Gene Ontology annotation, biological process: biosynthetic process. The record is from RefSeq and is a predicted model, not a curated record. Gene Ontology annotation, molecular function: pyridoxal phosphate binding; transaminase activity. NCBI's taxonomy places the organism in Eukaryota, Metazoa, Chordata, Actinopteri, Perciformes, Gasterosteidae.